AGUUCCCGGUUCUCCCCGUUUCCCCCGGUUCUCCCCGGUUCCCCGGUUCCCCGUUUCCCGGUGCCAGCCCCGCCAUGCCCUCCCCGUACCCGCAGCGAGCCCUGACGGUGCUGCUGCUCUUCGGGACCCUGUCCGCUGCCAUGGCCCUGCUCUCCUCCAGCCUCAUCUUCCAGCUGCCCUCGGCCCGGGCCGCUCCCGGUGCCGGUGCCGGUGCCGCUCCCGGUGCCGGUGCCGGUUCCGGGGCGCUCCCCGAGCCCGUGGCCGCCGCUCUGCUGCCGGUGUCGGCGGCGCUGGCCGCGCUCUGCCUGGUGCUCAACCUGAGCUGCCUCCUGCUCUGCCUCCUCCACGGCUACUUCAGCACCGAGCUGUGCCGGGGGCAGCCCGGGCCCGAGCGGGCAGACUGGUUCCUCCUGGACAGCCGCAGCGUCCGGCACGCGGCCAUCGGCCUCUUCUGCUGCGGCCUCUGCCUCUACCUCACAGCUCUGGCGCUUUUCACGCUGCUGCUCUUCCAGCUGGAGGCUGGAAUCGCCAGCGCCUGCAUCCUGACCUCUGGAAUUCUGGUCCUGCUCAUCUCCGUGCUCCACGCUCUGCUCCGCGCUUCCCAAAUUUCCCAAAUUUCCCAGCGGAGCCCCUCCGAGUCCCCCCAAGCCCUGUACGAGAACGAUUCCGCCCAGGCCGGCGACGCCCCGGACUUCAACAACAAAACCUCGGCUCCUCCUCGGGAAAUCCAUCGGGAAUUCUCCUUCCCGCCUUUCCCGGAGGGCAAAUCCCGGCCGGGCUCGGCCUCCAGCAGCAACCCGAGCUCAGCGGGAAGCCCCAGGAGCAGGGAAUUGCCGGGAUUCCAGCGGGAGCCCCGCCGCUGGUCCCGCACGCACAGGACGCUGGCGGCGGAUUCGGGGCUGCUCCGGGAGCAGGGAAAACCUUGGAAUGUCAUCACGAGGGAGAUGAGGAGCGUCAUGUCCCGAAAAGCCACGGGGAAGGACUCCACGCUGGUGUGA
Messenger RNA from Hirundo rustica (Barn swallow), 998 nucleotides. It is a transcript of the gene TMEM221, whose product is annotated as transmembrane protein 221. The transcript is spliced from 3 exons. The record is from RefSeq and is a predicted model, not a curated record. The coding region runs from base 75 to 998 and encodes 307 amino acids. Lineage: Eukaryota; Metazoa; Chordata; Aves; Passeriformes; Hirundinidae.